Messenger RNA from Mya arenaria, 5875 nucleotides. RefSeq lists its product as uncharacterized. NCBI's taxonomy places the organism in Eukaryota, Metazoa, Mollusca, Bivalvia, Myida, Myidae. The transcript has 3 exons. Bases 206 to 1528 code for a protein of 440 amino acids. The record is from RefSeq and is a predicted model, not a curated record.
CGCUUUUACGAAGAUAUUAUUUUAUGCCAGCUGCUUAGAGAGGCAAGACAUAUUUCAGAACAACUCACAACAAAAUGGCUCUAAAAAUUUAUGAAGGACACAAUGUUCCUAUUUCUUAUCACAUGCUAUAGAGGAAAGAAAACCGUGCUAAGAUUCUGUUGUUAGAGUGCUGUAUUCUCCUGUUUGCACCAUAAAACCUGUCACAAUGCCACAGGGAUUCCCAAUAACCGAGGGUCUGACGAUGCAUCAGAUGCCGGAUCCCAUCACAACUAUGACUCAUACAUCUGUUUCCAUAAGCAUGCAUCAGCCCGCUUCAAGUAUGGUGUUCGUAUCCAUGUCCGGAGCCCAGUUUUCGUCGCUGUGUGACACCAUGACAACAAGCAUUCCUGGUAAACAUUCCUCUAGCAGUGCGGGUGGUAUCGAAAUGGUGAUUGUAUCAACCACAAACUCACUACCUGUGUCGAUUUCCCAUACCUCAACAAUGGCUACGUCCACAGUGACUGUUAACAGUGAUUAUAAAUUGUCGGAGAUUGUUUCUCGCGGAGGGGCAGAAUUUUGGAAAAAUGAGGCAGGGACGAGCAAACGUGAAAUUGAAACAGAGCUUGUCCCAAUGCGAUCCGAUGUCUUGUCAGUUCAACGUCGAAGUCGUCAGUUCUUCACUCUGAUGGAGGACGAUGAUGAAAUGGACUAUGGCAGUAAUCGACCAAAAUUUGCAGAUGAUGAACCCCAAAGCAAAAAUGUUCUUGUAGAUCCGCUCAUGGGGAUCAGUAAGACGAUGCGACGGCUGACUAGAAAGAAUGAUUAUGGAAAACUGAAAAUGAGUACGGUGAUGAAUAAAAAUCCCCCAAAUCUGGAUCGAGGAUAUGAAAGUGAGCCUGAAACAGAUAAAAUGCCAGUCACGUUGCUUGACCAUGUGGAAAAAAGUGGAUUGCGCCGCAUAAGUAGUCAUCCAGAAUUGGAUGAACUGGAAUUGAUGGCUCAAGAUAACUUGAAAGGCAAUGGUGAUAACAAUAGUGAAGAUUUGUUUGAGAAUUAUGCUUUAGGGAAAUCUAAAUCUCUGCCAACGACGCCUAGGGUGUCGCCAAAACUAUUACGCAAAAAUCGGACCUCAAAUGAGCUAGAAAGUCCAUCAGAUUCGCAAAAUCAUGGAGCAGGUUAUUCGUUCCUUGCUAGUGUCAUAGGUGGGUUGCGUGUCACCAAAGCGAAACAAGAACAGCAAAGGAAAGAUGCAGAGCAACGUUUAAUAGAGAAAAAGAAACAACAUGACAAAAAAGUAGUAAGUGACCAAGCAGGGCUUAUUGUCCCACGUCAAGAAAAUCAAGUUGUGAUGGCUGGGGCUUCAACAAGCUCUAAAACUGCUACAGUUGAUACUUUAUUAAAUUCAAACAUGUCAGAAAAAGUCAAUGAAACUCAAUCUAAAAGUCCCCCGAAGAAAUCAUUUUUGACAAAUGUAAUGAAUUGGAGCACACAAAAGCAGGUAGAUGUUUCUCGGAAGGAAAGUAAUAUGUGGUCACCGACAUCUUUCUAGAGCAGUUAUGUUAGUACAUGUUUGGUAAUAAGUUUGGCAUACAGGAGUCUUUUAAGUGUUUUCUUUACAUCUUGCAAAUUUUAAUAUUGUUUUUUUAUAUAUAUUCAUUAUCUUCAAAAUAUAUCUCAUGAUGACAUGGAUACAGCUGUUUUAUUUUUCAGUUGUGAAAAAAAUGACCAUAUCUGUAUUUUUAUGAAAUUCUUUUUUUGUGCUUAUUGUGGUUAUAUGUUGUGUUUCAAGAUGUAUAAAAAUUGUAGGGUUAUAGUUAGAAAAACUAUGGCAGUUUUUACACCCUAUCCUUUUUCGGUAGCACCCUUCUGCCCAUGUGGAUACAUUUUAGGGUUAAACCCAGGUUUUAAAAAGGGCAGGGUGCUGCAGAAAAUGGACAGGGUGCUGAAGGGCAAAACUUCAAAGGCACAUUGUAUCGGGCAGUGAAUGAUUAAAGCAUUAUGAAUUUCAUGGGAAAGGUUAAAAAAAAAUGUGCUUGUUAGAAGUAGCAUUAGGUUUCAACUACCAAAUAUGUAAAGUUUGUUUGAAUUCAUAUUCACAUUUUAAGUUUUAAUCAACCAAAGGAAUCAUUUGAUGAUCUUUUGCAUUUGAUUCUUAGAAGCCAAAAGGAUGCCCAUUCUGGUCUCCACGAGGGUGGAAGGGUGUUUCUAAAAAAGGAUAGGGUGCACCGUGCAGCACCCUACCCGAACCCUCUAGUUUAAACCCUACAUUCUGUGUUCAUAGACUUGAGCGCUAUAAAUGCCAAAUGUAUCUUUUGUUUUGAUUUUAACUUAUUCAAUUAUAAAAACAAUCCCACUUUACAUAUUUUGGGCAUUUGAAACUUUAUGUAACUCAAUUAAACACAAUUCCUUGUGUCAAAUUUAUACAGUUUAUACAAUUUUUUGACAGACCAAUUUUUUGACAGUCCGAUAAAAUGUGCCCUUGUUUAAUUAUUUGUUUAAUCCACUAAUCAAAAGAAGGUUUUUGGUAGAAUUUUUGACAUUGUAAAUUGAAUAAUGCUACUUCAACUGUUCCACUUAAAAACCUUUAUCAAAAUUUGCCAUUAUGCAAGGUUAUUUCUCAAAGUUUAAAGACCUUGGCCUUAGCGGCCCGGUUCAUAUCAAUAUAAUCAUGGUUACUGGUGGCCAUUAAACUAGGAAAGUUCAUUGGCCUUUUCCAGAUUUUGCUAGUAAUAUCAUGCCACAUCAUGACAAAAUUUAUAUGUAUGAACUCAACGGUUAUUUACAUGUACAUUGUACUUGCCACUGGCUGUUAAAUGCAGUACUGGUAUGUUACACACGACAUGUAUGAAUUAAGUUUCUUAUAGACCGGUCUGAGCCAGUUUGUACUAGACCUGUAUCAGCCAAUAAUGAAUUAGUUGUAUGCGUCAUGUUAAACUACAAUACUGGGUAUUGCUGGACGAGUUACAAAAAACCUUGAUUGUGUACGAUACAUUUAUUGCCUUGGUGUGCGGCAUUGAAAUUGGUAUGAAAGACAAAGAGGUCUUUAUUGAUUGUGAACUGAUGAUUAUAUUUUUUGAAUAUGUAUUUUAUCUUCCUGUAGAAGACAUAUUUUGUGUUAUUUGAUAUUGUUCAUAAUUAUUCAUGAACAUGUUCAUGUACAUUGUGUUUUUUUGGAACACACCACCAAAAGUUUUUGAUAAUUGUGUUACAUCAAGAUGACGAUUCAAACAAUGUAUAUAUGUGAAUUUUGAUUUCAUUUUAUUUAAAGCGUAUGUCAUCAAUAGUCCACAGAAGUCUCCUUUUUUGUGUUUUCACUAUUGUUCAUGUAAAAUUUGUACAUCAUUUAUUCAUGUAAUUUAUAGAAUGAUUUUAAUAAUAGAUGAAAACGCAACAUUUCACUCGUCAAUUUAAGCUACCUCAGCAGAUCAGUAACCUUGAAUAAGUUGGCUUAAAAUAAAUGUGUCCUAUUAAAUGACGUUCAAACAUUUUGUAAAUAGUCUAUAAACGAUUUGUAAGUCGACUGGUUCAAUGAUAAAGCUACUAUUAUUAGAAGCCCAGUUUGCGGACACCUGUAAAUGUUGUAAACAUUGUUGCCAGUCUUACCAUGCUUUUGUGGUGUAUCAUGACCUUGGACUGAUAACUGGUUCAAACUUUGGGCUUGAACUCUUGAACUCUUAUCAUUGUGAGGUCAUUUAACUGUGUAAGGGUUUUAGCUUAAGGGUUAUAAAAGGGUGCUGGACCCUGUCUUUAGUUAGUUUGUAUGUUGUUUUUUUGAAAGCUGAUUAUAUGAUUAAAAAUGCAUACAAACCAUAUAAUUAUACCUGGCAGUUGUAAUCUUACAGCUUAAAACAUUGUAACAUUAUUGUCAGAUUUUUAAUACUUCUUCACAGCCUGAUACAAAGUGACUUUAAUCCUUAGCACCCUGUCCUGUUAAAACAUGGCCUAAACCCUACUGACUGCCCAUGUCAUGCAUGUCACUGAUGGUCCUGAUGCUGGUCCAAUUAAUCUGAAAUUUUGGCUAAAGUGCAUAUAAUGGUCAAAAUAUUCAACUAAGCUAAGAUCCAAGUUCAUAAUACCUGACUGACCUUGGUGACCAGAGCCACAAAUGUGGUCAAUAGUGAGUCGGACAGGUAAUUUUGCCAAAUUUGCAAAAGACGAAUGAACAGUAGGGAGAAUAUAUACUUUUUUGUCCAUAAAGGAUGGCAAUUAACGGGAGGUUAACAAGGCCAUGCAUUUUUAUUCAGAUCACUUUUUAUUACCAUAUGUACCUGUACAAUAUAAGUGUCGCGAGCCACGUUCAUUUGUUCGUCACAACCUUGUCUUUAUUCAUUUUGUUUGAUAUAUAAUAUGAAUCUCUAGAGAAAUGUUACUCUCAUUAUGUAGGGUUUAUGCAGGAUUUAAAAAGGACAGGGUGCUGCGGAAGAGGGACAGGGUGCUAUUACGGUGGUCAAGUUUUAAAAAAAGCGAACAUAGUGAGUUUGGCAGAAAAUGUCAAGAAUUGUGUCUAAUUAAAAUAAUAUUUGGUUUGAACCGUUAUUAUUAUAAUAAUGAUAUUUUUUGACCAACUCAUUUAAUUCUUUGAAGGCAGAAGGGUGCUUCAACAUGGGAAGUUUACAGCACCCUAUUACUUCUUGGCCUCAACCUUCAUUAUAAUAUGAAUCUCUAGAGAAAUGUUACUCACCAUACAACAUGUUUUUGUCAUGUAGAGGUUUUGCUAAAGUCUUAAAAUGGUUAUGGUUUUAAUCAUUGCAUUGUACUACUGUUUAAUUCAGUUUCAGACUAUCCUAGUAAAUGAUAUUUUACAUUUUGUUUACCCAACAUCAAACACUUAAUCAUGACAAAAGGUUAAGUUGAUCUUUUAAGAAUAAAAAUAGCGCCAGAAAUAAAUUCUUUUGCCAUUUAUGAAUGUUGAUUUACGUCAGAAGUUGGCAAGACACUGAGUGGUUGAUAAAUAUUGUCAAUUUGGUGCAAGAACCCUGUAAGUGCAUAAAGAAUAGAAAAAGAAGCAGUUCUAGAGCUCUAGCAAAUUGGUGACCUUAUGAUUAACACUGUACAGUGCAAGAUAUGAAAGCUAUUGAAGUGAUUGUGAUCAUAUAUGCAAUGGUACUCUUUGUGCAGGUUUAUUUAAAUCACAAACAAAAUUAAUCGGUAAUCAAACCGGUUUCUGAUUCAGGUGUUUACUCAGUUAUUUGCUGUUUUAAACAUGCUAUGUAGUUAUGAAGCUGUUGACAAUAUUGGACAGGGUGCAAUAAUAGGGGAUGAACAGUAUUAUAAACACCUUUUAUAUUUGAACUUAGCUGUAACUCACCACUACUUUUUUUCGUCUCAUUUUGCAAUAAAUUCUUGGUAGUUUAUUGCACGGAAUGAUGUGUGAACGAAUGUAGACCAACUGUUGCCAGUUUUCAUUGUGAACUUAAUAUUCAGACAACUUUAUAAAAUUCAUUUUUACAUCUCCUGAUAUUUGCACUAUAUAUUUUUUGCCAAUGAAAUGGUAAACAAACACAUUUUGCCUUUCAUGUCCUUUUUGUCGAGUGCAACAUCCACAAUGUACUGAUAUUUUGUAUGAAAAGCUGUAUUAUGUAACUGAUUGUUUUUUUGUGGUUAAGUGUAUACAUUGUAGCAACUGUCAUAACAAUUGACAGUGAAGCGGAAAUGACGGGCAUUUCAUUCAUGCUAUAUGUAUGAUUAAUGAAUUUUGAGUGCUCGAUUUGCACAAGAGAUUUUAUAUUGUUCUUGGUAUUACCAUAAUUUGUCAUCAUCAUUUUUAUCAUUGUAGUUGUAGUAUUUCUCUAUGUCAAAGCUGUUUGAAGAACUUUUCCAUGUACGAAUGGUGUAUGUUGUACACUGUAGUAAAUAAAUGUGUAAGAUUUUUUCUUUAUUAAAGAUUUGAAAUUCA